Messenger RNA from Anopheles marshallii, 1176 nucleotides. Its product is annotated as inactive CLIP domain-containing serine protease A30-like. NCBI's taxonomy places the organism in Eukaryota, Metazoa, Arthropoda, Insecta, Diptera, Culicidae. The coding region runs from base 1 to 1176 and encodes 391 amino acids. Gene Ontology annotation, molecular function: serine-type endopeptidase activity. The transcript has 2 exons. Gene Ontology annotation, biological process: proteolysis. The record is from RefSeq and is a predicted model, not a curated record.
AUGGAUUGUUACCAACAAAUGACUCUUGUCAACGGGCGACGAUUAGUGUUGGUAGUGAUAUUGACGAUCCUCGUUUGCUUACCAGCGACCGGGGACAUCCUUGCCAAGUACAGGCCCUGUAACAGUGGAAACAACAGUGGAAUCUGCAUCGAGCAGGAAAAGUGUAAAGAUGGGAAAAUUGCAACCGACGGUGCAUCCCAGAUCGGAAUUAGAAUUGGUUCCGGUGAUUGUGACAAGUUCGGUGAGGUUUGCUGCAGUCUUUCGACUUACGAACCCGAUAGUGACGAGGAAACGGAUGACCCGGACUGGAGCCGUCAGUGUGGCCAGAAUACCAACGUUUCUGAACGGACCGACCGGGAGAACGAAACGAACCGGUACGAGUUCCCGUGGAGUGUGGCCCUGUUUGGCGAAAUAGAGCAUGGUGGCAGGCGUAUCAAAGAGUUCCUUUGCGGUGGCAUUUUGAUAGACGAUUACACUGUGGUAACGGCGGCCCGAUGCGUUUACCAGAAGGAUCGAACAGUUCUAAGGGUCGAGCUGGGCAGAUGGGAUUUGAACGAUGAAUUUGAGUCCCCCUCGCAGGACGUGGCCGUGGAACAUCUGUUUGUUCACCUGGAGUAUGUGCCAUCCAGCCAAGUCAACAAUAUAGCGCUGCUCAUGCUAAAAGUGGGAGCAAACCUUGGACGAGCGGCAAAUCGCGUAUGUCUCACCGUACCACGGCAUGAUCCGCCGUACCGUACCAUGCAAAUUGAGGACUAUUCCCAGUGCUACGUGGUAGGCUGGAGUAAUACGCCGGCGGACAACACACAUAACAGGCAGCUGAAGCUAAGCUCGUCGUUUGCUUCCGCGCAGGAAUGCGCGGAGUCCGUGCGGCGUGCGUCCCGUGCCUUCGGAUUUCAGUUGCCCAAAGAAAAUAUCUGCCUAUCGUACCUAGACCUUGAAGUACCCUGUGAACGAGCGCCUGGAUCGGGGCUGGUUUGUAAGUCUAGUCUCGGCGAAGGGAAUCAAUACUUUUUGGCGGGCAUCGCAUCGUAUUCCAUACGAAACUGUAACCAAUACCAGGUGCACGACGUAUUUUUGAAAAUACUCGACUACAUUGAGUGGAUCGAUUGGCACGUAGUGAACCAAAGCCGUCACCCGAGUUUCUAUCAACCCAAUCCAAGCGUCGAAUACACGUAA